Molecule: messenger RNA, 1310 nt
Organism: Alnus glutinosa
Lineage: Eukaryota; Viridiplantae; Streptophyta; Magnoliopsida; Fagales; Betulaceae
Exons: 2
Coding region: 211-1152 (313 amino acids)
Cellular component (GO): membrane
Source: RefSeq, a predicted model, not a curated record
UUUUUGGUUUUUUUUUCCUGAGAAGAAAAAAGUAUAUGGAGAUGGAGAAUCAAAGGGAAAGCGGUCUACAAGUCGCUUAAUUUGCUACUGCAUUUUGCUGAUAAAUUAAGCACAGUUACUUUCAAGAAAAAUGCGCACGACAAUCCUGUCGCUUGUAGAAUCCAAACUUAUCGACAACUUACAGGCCUUUUGGUUUGAGGAGAUCUGGUGAUGAGGAUCGAACAGACUAGUGUUUUGAUACUUGCCUCCUUGCUAUGCCUUCUCAGCAGCUGGCCGCCACUCCUCGACGCUCAGCUAAGCGGAAUCUCGGCACGCUCGCUAGAUGCGCUUCUUCAAGAUUAUGCUUUCAGGGCCUUCGCUCAACACCCAAGAACGGGCACUCCUUAUGCCGCCCGCCUUCCCAGCAAUCUUUCAGGACUUCAAGCCACAGCAAUGAGGCUUCGGAGCGGAAGCCUCAAAAACAGAGGCGUUCGCAGCUACAACGAGUUUCAGAUCCCAGUAGGCAUUACUGAGCAGCCUUAUGUGGAGAGGCUUGGUUUGGUAUACCACAACCUCGCAAACUGGUCUUCUAUUUUUUACCCUUUACCUGGGUUUACUUAUUUAGCUCCUGUCCUGGGUCUGCUGGCCUAUGAUGCUUCUGAUUUAUCUGCUUCAAGUUUACCUGAAUUGUACAUAAGAGCAUCAUACAAGCCCAUCUUGAUCAGCUUCCCAAAUUUGACUUCAGCUCCAGCAGAUGGGUUGUCGCCCAAGUGUGUAUAUUUUGAUUUGGACGGUUCAGUGCAGUUCGACAAUGUGCUAUCCGGAAAUGUAUGUUCAGCAACUCAACAGGGACACUUCUCCAUAGCUGUCGAGUCUACUGCUCCCUCUCCUGCUCCCAAUGCGGCGGCUCCGCCUCCUAAUUCUGGCAGAAAGGGCAACUCGAGGGUGUGGACAGUUGUUGGAUCUUUGGUUGGUGGGUUUGCCUUAUUGGCUUUAUUGGGUAUAUUAGUCGUGUUGUUGAGAAGGUGUAAAAACGGGAAGAAGGUGCAGCAAAUGGAAUGGGCAGCGGAUGGGGGUGAAACCUUGCAGAGAACUUCCGUUGGGAAUACCAAGGCGCCACUGGCAAUGGGGACUCGGACACGACCGGUAUUGGAGAAUGAAUAUGUGCCUUAGCCCUUAGGUUUUAACCCACGCCACCAGAUUUCAACCAGAACGCCAAGCUAUCUACCCGAGGAAGCGGUGUUGAUCAGUACGUACGUACCAUUGCUUCAGAAGCACUAAAGUCUCUCUCGGCAUGCACUUCAAAAGCACUCAAUUAAGUCUCUCCUGCG